Fusarium coffeatum is the source of this 615-nucleotide messenger RNA. RefSeq lists its product as uncharacterized. The coding region runs from base 1 to 615 and encodes 204 amino acids. Gene Ontology annotation, molecular function: structural constituent of ribosome. Lineage: Eukaryota; Fungi; Ascomycota; Sordariomycetes; Hypocreales; Nectriaceae. The transcript has a single exon. Gene Ontology annotation, cellular component: mitochondrial large ribosomal subunit. The record is from RefSeq and is a predicted model, not a curated record.
AUGGAGUUCCGAACUCUCGCACGACCAGCGGCCCGGCUACUGAACCCUCGUCUUCCUAUCGUUCCCUGCCGUGGUCACAAGACAACAACCCGAACGAAACGAUCUCUCAAGAUCGCUCCUCACGAAUCUUUCCUCCCCGACCGAAAGGCCGCUUUCCCCGCCUCCGACGAAAUCAUCUACAACCCUCCUUCUUCCGAGGCUUCUCCCCUCCACACACCAUUCCUCUUCCUUCCUCCCAACGAUGCGCGCCGAGUCGCUCUCACACGACUCCGACAUACUCCCGGCUCUCCCAUGGAGCCUCUCGCCCACAGCAAGCUUCCUCCAAAGAUGAACUACAAGGCCCGCAACCCCAACUACAACCUCACCGCCGAAGAUAUCAAGGAGAUGAAGAGGCUAAGGCAAGAUGACCCCGUUACAUGGAGCGUCAACAAGCUCGCUGAGAAGUUCGGCUGCUCUGUUGUUUUCGUUAAGAUGGCUGCUCCUGCACCUCAGAACCACCUUGAGGGUGUUAAGCGAAAGCAGGAGAGAAGGGAAGCUCGAUGGGGUGCUAUCCGAACCAACGCAAGAGAGGAACGCAAGAGGAGAACAGAGAUGCUGUACCGUGGCGAGUUGUAG